This is a messenger RNA of Colossoma macropomum (tambaqui), 1665 nucleotides long. Its product is annotated as alanine aminotransferase 2-like. Gene Ontology annotation, molecular function: pyridoxal phosphate binding; L-alanine:2-oxoglutarate transaminase activity. Bases 225 to 1532 code for a protein of 435 amino acids. The transcript has 11 exons. The record is from RefSeq and is a predicted model, not a curated record. NCBI's taxonomy places the organism in Eukaryota, Metazoa, Chordata, Actinopteri, Characiformes, Serrasalmidae. Gene Ontology annotation, biological process: biosynthetic process.
CGCCACAUUUACAGCUCAGCUCCAACCAGAAUAAAUGAAACUGGAGACUUGAACCUGAUUCUUUGACAUUUUUUUCUGCUGGAGCUCAGAAAAUAUUAUUCGUCUAAGAGAAAUCCCAAACGCAGAGAGGAGAGCGAGUGACACUUGGUGAUUUCGGCAUUACUCAUACAUGAACCAAAGAUUCUAAAGUCUUGAAAGCAGAACCUGCAGAAGAUAUUAGAAGAAUGUCCAUCCUGAGAGAGAUCAACCCAAAUGUGAAGAGCAUCCGGGAGUCAGAGCAGGAGAUCAUAGACAGACGAGCAGGCGAAAUCAAUGCAGAGAUUGAACAGGGUUUAGUAAAGCACUACAAAGAAGUGCUUGAUGUCUCAUUUGGUGAUGCCCACGGAAUGGGAUUAAAACCCCUCACCUUUGUCCGUCAGGUCCUGGCUGCUUGCAUCUACCCCUCCCUUCUGCUUGAUGACAGCUUACCCCUCGACGUGAGAGAGAGGGCACAGCGUUUUCUGGAAGAUUGUGAUGGAGGGAGCAUAGGUUCAUACCCUCCUAUGAUUGGGGUUAGAAAAGCCUGGCUCUCUGUAUCUGAAUUCAUCAGCAGGCGAGACGGCAUUGUGUCCAAUCCUGAUAACAUCUUCAUCACAAGUGGUUCCCAGCAUGGCCUCAUUUUGUUGCUGAAGCUGUUGGUUCAGAGCGAGGGCGCGCUGCGGACAGGGGUCCUCAUUCCUGUGCCCUGCUACUGCAGCUUUAAAAAUGCACUGACCGCUCAGGGAGCUGUUGCUGUGCCCUACUACCUGUGUGAAGAGGAAGGCUGGACGGUGCAGAUUAAAGAGCUACGAAAAGCCCUCCACGCGGCUAGGGGGCACUGUAACCCAAUGGUGCUAUACAUCAUUAAUCCUGGGAACCCAUCAGGUCAUGUGCAGAGCAAGGCCUCGAUUGAGGAAGUGAUUCGCUUUGCUGCAGAGGAGAGGCUGUUCUUAAUGGCAGAUGAGGUGUACCAGAGCUUUGUAUAUGGGAACGGACGUGAGUUUUACUCGUAUAAGAAGGUGCUGUCUGAGAUGGGAUCUCCAUACUCCAGUAAUGUGGAGCUGGCAUCCUUCCACACUAUCUCCAAAGGAGUCAUGGGAGAGUGUGGUCUGCGUACUGGCUACGUGGAGCUGGUGAACAUUGACCCUGAAGUGAUGCGAUAUACCUCCUCACUGUUCGCCACAAACUUGUGUGUGCCCGUGGUUGGACAGAUCGCCCUGGACGUCAUGGCUGACCCUCCACAACCUGGACAGCCUUCUUACGCUCUGUAUGCUCAACAAGUUCAGUCACUCCAGAGGACACUAAUGAAUAAUGUGCAGAGGACAGAGGAGGUUCUCAGUGGUCUCCCUGGCAUCACCUGCCAACCCAUAAUGGGAGGGAUUUUUGCCUUUGCGUGUCUGCAUUUGUCGCAGGCUGCAAUCAAACAUGCCAAGGUCAAAAAAGCUGGAGCCAGACUUGCUGUACUGCCUGCGUCUGCUGGAGGACAUGGGCCUGUGUGCGUCACCUGGCUGUGAAUUCGGACAGAAAGAGGGAACCUAUCAUAUCAGGAUCUGUCUGGCAUCUCCAGAAGCGACGAUGGAAGAUGUGCUGCAGAGGCUGAAGAGUUUCCACCUCCGCUUCAUCAAAGAGUUCCCUUGAUGUAAUGGU